This is a messenger RNA of Zea mays, 751 nucleotides long. RefSeq names its product 40S ribosomal protein S15. Bases 74 to 535 code for a protein of 153 amino acids. Gene Ontology annotation, biological process: translation; ribosomal small subunit assembly. The transcript is spliced from 4 exons. Lineage: Eukaryota; Viridiplantae; Streptophyta; Magnoliopsida; Poales; Poaceae. Gene Ontology annotation, cellular component: cytosolic small ribosomal subunit; ribosome. The record is from RefSeq and is marked validated. Gene Ontology annotation, molecular function: RNA binding; structural constituent of ribosome.
CUCUAAACCCUACCCACAGCCACCGCCGCCGCCGCCGCUCCCUGACCCCUAGUGUCCGGAUUUAACUUCAAACAUGGCGGACGUCGAUGUCGAGCCGGAGGUCGCCGCCGGUGCUCCCAAGAAGAGGACGUUCCGCAAGUACAGCUACCGCGGCGUCGACCUCGAUGCGCUGCUUGACAUGUCCACCGACGACCUCGUUCAGCUCUUCCCAGCGCGCGCCAGGAGAAGGUUCCAGAGGGGUUUGAAGAGGAAGCCCAUGGCGCUCAUCAAGAAGCUGCGCAAGGCGAAAAAGGAUGCUCCUGUCGGCGAGAAGCCAGAGCCAGUGAAGACCCAUCUCCGCAACAUGAUCAUUGUCCCCGAGAUGAUUGGGAGCAUUGUUGGUGUCUACAAUGGCAAGACCUUCAACCAGGUUGAGAUCAAGCCUGAGAUGAUUGGCCACUAUCUUGCAGAGUUCUCCAUUUCCUACAAGCCGGUCAAGCACGGGAGGCCCGGUAUUGGUGCCACUCACUCCUCGCGGUUUAUCCCUCUGAAAUGAGUUGUUACCCAGAUCUGUAGCGUCCCAAGGGUGUCCAGUGGCAUUGCCCUUUCAGCUUUGCUGCUUGUUUCGAACAAGUUACAUACCCAAGACAUUUUGUUCUGUUUCCAGCACUAGAUUUCAAAGCUAAGCAUUGCAUAACUAUGCUGUUUUGUUGGAAGUAUGUGAGUAUAAUCUUAUCUAAUAUGUGAUGUUACGUUCUUUGUUGUUUCCUUG